AUGGACCAGAAGACCUUUCUCAAAACCCUGCGCAGCUGGCAGAACGGUUCCAUCAGCCGUCGUGAGUUCCUUGGCCGUACCGGGCUGGGGCUGGCCGCCGCCGUGGUCGCCACGAACAUGCCGGGGCUGCUGACCUCCACCGCCGAGGCCGCCGAACAGGCCAAGCUCGGUGAUCGCCUGUCCCUGGCCACCUGGCCCAAUUACCACAGCCAGGAAAACCUCGACAAUUUCGCCAAGGCCACCGGCGCACGGGUGUCCAUGAGUGUGUUCGGCUCCAACGAGGAAAUGCUCGCCAAACUGCAGGCCGGCGGCAGCGGCUGGGACGUGCUGGUGCCCACCAACUACACCAUCAGCACCUAUGUGGGCCUGGGUUUGAUCGAACCGCUGGACCUGUCGCGCAUCCCCAAUUUCGAUGCCUCGGACUUCCAGCAGAAAUUCAUCGCCCAGGGCACGGUGGACGGCAAGGUGUAUGCGGUGCCGAAAAACUGGGGCACUACCGGCAUGUGCUACGACACCGAAAAGCUCAAGAACGGCCCCACCAGCUGGAAGCAAUUCUGGGACAUGGCCCAGGGCCCGGCCAGUGGGCGCGCGAUGGUCCACGACUACCAGUUGACCGCCAUCGGCAACGCCCUGAAGAGCUUCGGCUACAGCUUCAACUCGCUGGAUCCCAAAGAGCUGGCCGAUGCUGAAAAACUGCUGAUCCAGGUCAAGCCGCAUUUGUUCGCGAUCAACUCCGACAUCCAGCCCUCGAUGCGCAGCGGUGAUGCCUGGCUGGCGAUGUCCUGGACCGGCGACGCCUCGCAGUUGCACCGCGACCUGCCGCAGAUGCACUUUGAGUUGGGCAAGGAAGGCGGCGAAUUGUGGAGCGACUUCUUCGCGAUCCCCAAGAGCUCGGAGCACAAGGACGCGGCUUACGCCUUCAUCAACUACCUGCUGGACCCGCAACACAACAAGCUGGAAGUGUUGAGCCAUGGCUACCCGAGCGGUGACAAGCGAGUGGACGCGUUGUUGCCGGUGGCGAUGCUCGACGAUCCGAUCAUGUACCCGGCCGCCGAGGCGUUGAGCCCGCUGGAAUUUGGCGCGGCGGCGACGCUGACCAGCCCGGCCCGGGCCGAGUUGAUGGCGCGAUUCAAGUCCGCC
Mesorhabditis spiculigera is the source of this 1140-nucleotide messenger RNA. The record is from the annotation of a GenBank genome assembly. Lineage: Eukaryota; Metazoa; Nematoda; Chromadorea; Rhabditida; Rhabditidae.